AUUAUCCCUCCUCCUCUGCAGGAGAACUGCAGAUUCCUAUCAAGAAUCAAAGGAGUCCAGCACACAUUCUGACUUCAUGUUGAUGGCUUUAGCAGAGCUCCUUGCCUGCAGGUACUGCAGAGCAGCAGGUCUUUUAAGUGACUGCCUGAAAUAGGGGCUCUUAAAUGAUACAGCACCUUGAACCUGACUUGGAUCAUUCCCCAUCAAAUCCUGCUAGGGAGGAGAUGUUUCACAGAGAAAUUGAAGAGAAAGCCAGUCAGGAGCAGGAGGACAGAUUGCGUGAAGUGAAUCUCUCUACCCAGAGGCUGCGUGUGCUCCCUCCCGCAGUCCUGAGCAAUUCCAUGCUGGAGAGCCUUGAUCUUGAUAGGAACAAGCUCAGGAGCAUCACUGGCAUUUCUAAGCUUUGCAACCUCAAGAAGCUGAUACUGUCCAAGAAUGAGUUUGUGGACUUUCCCAAUGAAAUCCAGAGCCUGGUCUGUUUGGAGAGGCUUGAGCUGAAUCAGAACCAAAUCUGGAUCAUCCCAGAGGGGGUUUUCUCCCACCUCCCCAGGCUGAAGCACCUGCGGCUGAACAACAACCGUCUCUGUGCCCUCCCCAGGGACCUGGCAGCCUGUCGGGGCAGCCUCCAGUACCUCAACAUCUCCAACAACCUGUUCCGGACCUUCCCGCAGCCCGUCCUGCAGCUGGCACGCCUACAGGAGUUCCACGUGCAGAAUAACGCCCUUCGCCAGCUCCCCAGGGAGCUCUUCCAGGGACAAUCCCUGAAAAUGUUUAAGGCCAGUGGGAACCCCCUCCGGGAGCCGCCCAGUGAAGUGUGCGCUGGUGGCAUUCAGCAGAUCCGGAAUUACUUCAGCCAGCUUCAGCAUGGUUUGGGGCAGGAGGACAAGAGGGUCAAGGCCAUGUUCCUGGGGGCCUCGCUGGCUGGGAAGUCCACCAUCUGCAGAAGCCUGAAGCAAGGGCAAUCCAGACUGGUCCCCAAGGAAGAGCGAACGGUUGGGAUAGAGAUCAGUGAGUUCCAGAUCGAGGACUUCACAUUUCUCUUCUGGGACUUUGCUGGCCAGCUGGAAUACUAUAUGACUCACCACGUGUUCAUCACCCCACAGGCGCUCGUCAUCCUCGUCGUCAACCUUCACAUGUACCAAACUAACGACAAAACUUUCAAGGAGCUCGUUGGUUUCUGGAUCAACAACCUGUCCAUGCGAGUUCCAAACUCAGUGGUGCUUCCUGUGGGAACCCAUGUGGACUGCUGCCAGGAGCAGGAGGUAGCAGAGAAGACACAUGACAUCAUGGCCAGGAUCACAGCCAUGCUGGCAGAGAGAAAAAGCAACCUUGCUCACUUCAUCGACAACCUGGAGGGCAGUGAGGAGCCCGAGUUUUACGUGGACCAGUGGGAGAGGCUGAAGGAGAUGGAGAGCUGCACGUUAACCAUCUUAAACUUAGUUGCUGUCAACUGCACGGAUCACUGUGCCAUCAGAAAGCUCGAGGCUGCUAUUUUGAAGCAUGUGAAGAAUGAGGAGCUCUUCCCUGAGGUUGUCCGAGUGCUGCCGCCCAUCUACAGGCAGGUGGAAGCUGCCAUCGCGGAUAUUGCAGAGAGCGAGGAGAUGGCAGCGCAUGGCAUGAUGGAUCUCCAGUACCUACUCAGCAAACUCUCCCAGCGCAGGCACCUGGCCAGCCUGAACAGAGAGCUCCUCCAGGACAUCCUGCGGUACCUCCACCGCAUUGGGCUCGUCGUGUGGUACGAGGAAAUCAAGCACUUGGAAAACACCAUCUUCCUCCAGCCUACAUUUUUAAUAACGAUGUUCAAGCUCCUGGUGCGGCACCACCUCGUCCAGCAGCUCGAGAGCAUCUCCGUGGAGACGCUGAUCGGGGAACAUGCCACCAUCAGAGACAGGGCCAACUGGGUGUGGACCUUCAAGUCAAAGGCAAUGCUGUGCCACCAGGCUGUGCGUGCCUUGGUGAAGCACCAGCUCUGUUCGGAAGGGAUGAGGGAUAUCUUUGAGGAAAUCAUGGGGCACAGGCCUCACAGAGGGAGAGGGAAGCUCUUCAGCCUCCUGGAGCACUUUGAGCUCUGCCUGGAGGUGAAGCACACUGAAGCACUCAACCCACAGGCCAGGGAGUUUGUGCCUGGGAAGCCGUGGGAGACAACACGGAGCCAAGGCAAGUCCUGGUACUUGUUCCCAACCUAUCUGAACCAGACAGAGGAAGUGUCUGAGGUGUGGGGAGGAGAUCACCCCGAGGACCUCCACAUCCGUGCCUACUUCUCACCUGAAAUACCUGAGGGCUUCUUCCAGAGGUUCCUGGUGAAAGCUUGCUCCUUCUAUUCCGCACACUGGGUGGCCAAGCUGACCUGCCUGCUUGUAUGCAAUGGCAAACCUCUGCUGAUCAAAGAGAAUAACCAGAGGGCCUACAGCUACCUGGAGCUCCGUGGCAGAAAGCCAUCAGAAAGGACAGGGUUCCAGUUUGCCUGGGACUUCCUCGUGGCAGUUGUGCUCAUCAUCCAGAAGCUCGCUGAGGAGUGGCCGGGGCUGCACGUGUGUGUGAAGACUCCGUGCCGAACGUCCGGCUGUCCUGCAGAGUUCCUCUGGCCAGACAUGGAUGGCACAGGUGCCACGACAAAGGAAGAUGUUAAAACCUGCGGGACAUGUGGGCACCGCUUUGGUGCAGAGCUGCUCCUGCCCAAAGUACCCAGGCCGCUGGAGGAGCCCCCAGCACAGCCCUCUGCUCACUAUUACGUGACAAGCUACGGCACCACCACCUUUGGGCCCAGCAGCAUCCAGGUCACUCGGCAGGUAAGGACACUGCUGCCUCCCCAUGCCCAGGGACCAACAGGGAUGGUCAGGCUCCUCAAAUGAGGGCAUGCAGUUGCCUGCAGCGUGGGGAGGGCAUGCCCCAUUUUCAGGCAGCCCUCUGGUUUGCACACUCUUCCCUGAGACACCACCCCCUCGGCACCUCUGAGCUGGUGGUCUGGGUGUUUCGUGUUGUACUUACUGCCUUAUUUUUCCAGAACAUCUCCAGUGAGUAACUCUGGGCCAGUGCUCAACGAAGAAUUACUUUUGUUUAGCCCAAGCCAAGCUGUCCUCAACGCAUUCUGCUUGCAAGUCAUGUUUGCAGCCUUAAUGCAUGGAAAUAAAUGCAUUGAUAAAUGCAUCCCUUCACACUGGGAAGUCACCUCGUCCACUCAAAUUUAAGGGGAAGAAGGUGCUGAUAAAGCUGU
This is a messenger RNA of Pyrgilauda ruficollis (rufous-necked snowfinch), 3214 nucleotides long. RefSeq names its product malignant fibrous histiocytoma-amplified sequence 1 homolog. The coding region runs from base 165 to 2852 and encodes 895 amino acids. Gene Ontology annotation, molecular function: protein binding. Lineage: Eukaryota; Metazoa; Chordata; Aves; Passeriformes; Passeridae. The transcript has 10 exons. The record is from RefSeq and is a predicted model, not a curated record.